This is a messenger RNA of Orbilia oligospora ATCC 24927, 1398 nucleotides long. RefSeq lists its product as uncharacterized. The record is from RefSeq and is a predicted model, not a curated record. Gene Ontology annotation, biological process: mitochondrial L-ornithine transmembrane transport. Lineage: Eukaryota; Fungi; Ascomycota; Orbiliomycetes; Orbiliales; Orbiliaceae. The coding region runs from base 1 to 1398 and encodes 465 amino acids. The transcript has 5 exons. Gene Ontology annotation, molecular function: L-ornithine transmembrane transporter activity.
AUGAUAGACGACGAACGCCCCACCGACGAGCCCUGGCAAAACGUAAAAAGCGAAGAAACAUGGGAGGAGGGGGAAGAAAUACUCGAUAACCGACAUGGCGCACCGCACCAUCAUGAAAACACAAGUUUUAGAACACUUGCUCAUGACCUAUCAACCGACCCGACAGACUUCGAGGGGCAGGCGGUGUUGUGGGAUGGUGAAGGGUUUGAGGAUCCAAAGAAGAAGAGCAAAGGCUCGAAUGCCGUUCAAGGUGCUUCGGCCGCUGGAACUCGCGCGAUCACGAUGCAGCUCGUCUCAUUCUACUUUCGGUACCCAGUCAAGGCCUUCAUGAGGCUGCGUAUCGACUACAUGGCGGUCGCUCGUGCGAUAAAUCCACAGAUCCAAGCAAAUGCCGCAUGGACAGUACACCAGUCGACAUUAGGAGUUCUAGCAUAUGCAGUUAGGACACAUGGCUGGCGAUUCAUUCCGAACCAAGUUCUUCCCCCACUGCUGGCGAAUACAUCCAUGGGGAUUAUUUUAUAUACAUCGUAUUUGCAAAUAUUACAACAUCAAUACGCGCCCGCUGGUCAUGCUACAAAGCGUGCUUACCCUCCCCCACCGUACUGGGCUACGUUCACUGCCGGUGCAGCUGCCGGUGCAAUACAGUCUCUAUUUGCAGCUCCGUUGGAUGCUAUAAGCUAUCGAUUUGAUGUGAACGAGCUUACGAAGCACACGAGUGUACUUCCGGAGCCGAGCAUGAAGUCAGCACCUGUAUCGUUUUGGGCCUAUGGACGCCGAAUUCUUAGUGAAAUAGGCUGGCACGGCGUUUUUGCAGGUUACAGCUUGAGCCUUGCGAAAGAGUGCUUUGGAUACGGUCUGUUCUUUUCGACAUUUGAGUACGUAAAGCAGCAGAUGUACUACAGGUGGCUUAGUCAUUAUUAUGGCCAUAGACAUCGAUACUUGCACCCGUUCGGAAUGAAACCAUCGGACCCAAUCACGAUUAUCCGGCCUCAUUGGUCCUUGGAACCGAUGUUCCUUCUCGGUGCCGGGGCCUCGGCGUCGUUCGCAUCACAUGCAGUUUUUUAUCCGCUGAACCAGAUACAAAAUGCCCACCUAAAGCAGCUAGAGUUCAUAGAUAGAUCAAACGCCCUAGCGGCGGCAGGGCUAAAGAAACAUUCAUAUGGUUGGUGGACGCGGUACUCGCACGCAUACGAGCAGACCUACAAGGAUUGCAGGGAACUGGCGACUCGAAACGGCGGUUGGAGACGCUGGCUCUACAAAGGGUAUUUAAUAAACACGAUGAAGAGUACGCCGAGCACAGCGGCCGCCUUAAUAGUUUUCGAGCUUGUCAGGCGAAAAUUUGGAGAAGAAGUCGGACUUGCAUCGAUACAGCAUGACGGAUUUGAGAUCGUACUUUGA